Aspergillus puulaauensis is the source of this 1911-nucleotide messenger RNA. RefSeq lists its product as uncharacterized. Gene Ontology annotation, molecular function: oxidoreductase activity. The coding region runs from base 1 to 1911 and encodes 636 amino acids. Lineage: Eukaryota; Fungi; Ascomycota; Eurotiomycetes; Eurotiales; Aspergillaceae. The record is from RefSeq and is a predicted model, not a curated record. The transcript is spliced from 8 exons.
AUGUCUCAACCAACCUACGCCAUCGAAGGUACUCAGCUGCCAGAAGGACGAGGAGAUCCGCCAGCUCGACAGGAGGUCACGUCCUGGAUCAACAACCCGGACAAUUCGCGCCAGGUCUCCCUGUUCAUGAGAGCUCUUACCGAGUUUCAGCAUCUAUCUCCAACCGAAGACCCGCUUUCCUAUUAUCGAGUUGCAGGCAUUCACGGCAACCCAGACGUGAGCUGGGACGGGGUUGCUAACCCUCCAGGAACGACUGGCCUUUCCUCUUGGUGGUGUGCACAUAACAAGGAGACUUUUGCCAGCUGGCAUCGCCCGUAUCUCGUGCUGUUCGAGCAACGGAUAUACGCUUUAAUGGUAGCGACUAUUGCAAAGAACGUCCCCAACGAUAGUCAGAAACCCUGGGAAGAUGCUGCUCGGGAAUGGCGUCUGCCCUACUGGGACUGGGCUUUAACCCAGCCAUACAUCAAUGCCCUCGGGGUUCCAGAAGUGUUUACGAAGGACCGAAUUGAUAUCGUGGACUUUGCCGACAAUACCCCUCCCACAAUGGAGAAUAUCGCCAAUCCACUCGCAAAAUUCUCCAAUCCUACUGGAACUGCGAUGGGCGAUCAGUCAAUGGGCGAUUUCGCGCUUACGGGGGAGCCGUGGAGCAAUGCUAUUGCAACCAGCAGGCACGGCAUUGACCGCGCAGAUGUCACGGCUUCGUGGGUCGGCGGGGUCAACAAUUGGACCAAGUCCAACGAGGAUAUACAAGGAGGUAAUGGAGUAACCUCAAUCCCAGACCAGAUCUACAGAUUGUUUGCGACCGAUUUCAGUUCUUGGGAAUCCUUUUCGUCCACCAAGUCCCAGCCGAUUGACUUUCUGUCCCUGGAGGGUAUUCACAAUAAUAUCCAUGGGUACACUGGCGGUAGAGACCCAGGAAUGAUCGGGCACAUGGGUGAUACUUCUGUCGCCGCUUUCGACCCAAUAUUUUGGUUCCACCAUUGCAAUGCCGACCACCUUGCAGCGACAUUCCAGACACUCCACCCGGACAUGUGGUAUGACCCCACAACCGACCUGGCGUCAACAAAGCUCGAACCUUUCCACCGCGACACAACAGGCACAUCAUGGACAGCUGAUGCAACCAGAGACUGGAAAGCAAAUCUCAGGUACACGUAUGACGAUUUAGAAGCGCCACACCCACCACGGGCAUUUGCUGCUUUCCACAGCCUCGCAGCCAGGACCAUUGGGCGUCCACGAACAGGGGCAGAUAACCAACCUGACCUCUCGCUUAUUAGACGGAGAAUCAAUGAGAAGUACGGGACUGUCCAAAGACAGAUCAUGAAUUCCCCUGAUAUCAUCGGAAAGGAGAAUGACUACGUGAUAAAUAUCAUCUACGACCGCUAUGCUUUAGACGGCGCACCAUACUACAUCCACUUCUUCCUCGGCGACCCACCACCCGACAGAGAUUCAUUCACGCACACAGACAGCUAUGUCGGCAGUAUGUACACAUUCAGCAGUAAGCUGGAGGAUAGCACAAACGCCACACGGUGCGGGAAUUGCCUCGACCAGAGAUCAGAGGGUAUCCUAUCUACCUCCCAGGUACCGCUUACAGAAGCCAUACUGCGCUCCGUUAAAUACCCCGGUAUAGCGGAUCUACACACUAUGGAACCAGAUGAAGUGGAGACCUACUUGGAGACCCAUUUGGUCUGGCGAGCCAAUAUUGCAAUUCAGGAGCCUGGCGGCGCCACACAAUCAACCAUGAUCGAUAUGUCACGCCUUCCCAAGACCAAGAUCUUUGCAAUGAGGGGGAGAGUCCAUUAUCCAGAGAAUGACUCCGAGUUAUCAACCUAUAGCAAUUACACUAUAAUGUGGAGAGCUACGUCGGAUAAACCAGGUGGCGCUGUUGAGUCUGAUGCGCAGCCAGUUUCUUGA